This is a messenger RNA of Mobula hypostoma (lesser devil ray), 2726 nucleotides long. It is a transcript of the gene apmap, whose product is annotated as adipocyte plasma membrane associated protein. Bases 16 to 1314 code for a protein of 432 amino acids. Gene Ontology annotation, biological process: biosynthetic process. The transcript has 9 exons. Lineage: Eukaryota; Metazoa; Chordata; Chondrichthyes; Myliobatiformes; Myliobatidae. Gene Ontology annotation, molecular function: arylesterase activity; strictosidine synthase activity. The record is from RefSeq and is a predicted model, not a curated record. Gene Ontology annotation, cellular component: endomembrane system.
GUCACUUGCCACGAGAUGGGGGGGCGGGGCGGUCUCGCGCUGCGGGCGUAUGCGUGCGGCUGGACGAUGAAGGAGGGUGAGGGACUGCGGCACCGCCGUCUCCAGCAGCCGCAGGUCGUCUCCGACGAGUCGCGGGAUGCAGAGACCAAGCGUGUCAGUGCAUAUAGUGGGAAAGUUUUCAGAAUAACCUUGACAACUCUAGUUGUGACGCUCGUGGUUCCGUUAUUGUUGGCAGCAUUGCUGCUGCAGUCUCCAAUAAAUCCCCAGCCUUUCAGUUAUAAGGAGCCUCCUCUGCUGAUUGGUCCUUUGGAAGCAAAUCUUAAAUUGAGAGAAGCUGAACGCUUGUAUGAGGGGCAGCUUAUUGGACCAGAAUCAAUUGCACUUCUUGGAGAUGUGAUAUUCACUGGAACAGCUGAUGGCCAGAUUCUGAAAAUAAGUGAUGGAAAAAUACACACCCUGGCAAGAAUUGGCAAACUGCCUUGUGGAACAUGGGAAGAUGAACCAACAUGUGGAAGACCUUUGGGCAUCCGACUUGGCCCAAAUGGCACUCUGUUUGUGGCAGAUGCUUACUAUGGGCUGUUUGAAGUUAAUCCAGUCACAGGUGAAGUGAAGAUGUUGGUCUCUGCCCAGAAAGUUAUACAGGGUAAAAGAAUGGCAUUUGUGAAUGACCUCAGCAUCACUCAAGAUGGUAGAAAGAUCUACUUUACAGAUUCUAGCAGCAAAUGGCAGAGGAGAGACAACAAAUAUCUUGUGAUGGAGGGUACAGCUGACGGGCGAUUGAUGGAAUAUGAUACAGUAACUCAGCAAGUGGAGGUUUUAAUGGAUGACCUGAGGCUUGCAAAUGGAGUACAACUCUCCCCUGCUGAGGAUUAUGUUCUGGUUUCUGAGACCACCAUGGCCAGAAUUAGAAGGUAUCAUAUCUCUGGACUGAGAAAAGGGGGACAUGACAUAUUCUUUGACAAUCUUCCUGGUCUCCCUGAUAAUAUCAGACCAAGUAGUUCAGGAGGCUAUUGGGUAGGCAUAGCUGCGCUGCGACCUAAUCCUGGAUUUUCUGUACUGGAUUUCCUCGCUCCUAGGCCUUGGCUUAAGAAUUUAAUUUUGAAGCUGGUUAGUCAAGAGAUGACUAUGAAGUUUGUACCCAAGUAUGGCCUCGUACUGGAACUGAAUGAGGAUGGAUCUGUCAGGAGGAGCUUUCAUGAUCCCCACGGAGUGGUUGUGCCUUCAGUUUCUGAGGCCAGUGAGCACAAUGGGUACCUGUACCUGGGUUCCUACUACUUCCCUUCCCUCUGUCGGCUGAAUAUCAAUGAGGUUUAAUAUUCCCUUAACACAGAACAAAAUAUAUCUUUGUUGGUCAUUAUGCAGCUGCCAAUUUAGACCAUCUGCCAGCUGAUUUUAAACUAACAUAUUUGAGAGGGUCGUCCUGCUUUAAAAAUCAUAAAAUGUGUAAGUGUUCACGAUUUAUUUUGUCCUUUUGAAGAUUAGACUUCCUUUGCUAAUUGUUAAAGGCAGGUGAAGAGGAAAGGUUCUUGUAUUUCUCCGAGCUGAUGGGCUUUAAAAAAAAAUACUAAAAAUGGAAUUGUAUCUUUUAAAAAGUAGGUAUAGUCAAAUGAACUAAUUGAUGAAAUUACCUCAUGAACAUUGUGGACUUCGGGAUAUUCUGAAGACCAACUUUUCUUUUUCGAUAUUUUUAUUUAUUACUACAUAAAGAAUAUAGAGUACAAGUAAUAUAUAAGUCAAAAAAAAGAUAAAGUAAUACCAAUACAUAUUUGAAUCACACUUGCAACCUCAUUACUCUAUAUUCAUGUAAAUUAAAUUAAAUAUGAUAAUUUUAUUAUUAUAUAGACAAAAAAAUCUAAACCCACUACCAAGAUAGAAGCUGCUUGGUAAAGAAAGAGAGAAGGAAAAAAAAUCCUUAUCAUAGUGAAAUAAAAAGUUCAAAAAGGAAUACAACCCUUGUGUUAUGUAAAGGUUGGAAUCCAGGUAUCAUUUCGAUAUUCCAAGGUCAACAAUUCCUUCCCAGGAUGUGAUUUCCAGAAUUGUCCUUGUGUGAUCUAAUUAGGGUAUGGCAUAGCUAUGGAGUAAUUUCUACCCUCUUGCCAAGUGGUAGAUCAUAUCACACGUUUAAUGGGCUGAAUGGUCAUUUUUCCUUUCUCCAAACUUUUGCCCACUCAUUGCCUUCAUAAUUGUAGCAUUCAGCAGCAUUUCAGAUGGAUAAAUCUGUCUCCCUCAGAUCUCAGAUAGUUGGGCAGUUGAAUGUUCUAGCUUUGCAAGUGAUUCAGAACAAUUGCUCAUGUAGGCACCAUUAGGUCAACGGCAGACCAGCAGCCUAUUCAACAACUAUUUUAGAAAUUAUGCUGAAAAUAUUUUGAAACUUGUGUCCCUUAAAGUACAGCAGGUCAUAUGCACAGAAGGAUGAAUGGAAAGUGAAUUGCUAAUAUAAUUAAACUGUGUAAACUAUUGUGAAAAGGUUGCCGCGUGCACUGUAGAUCUGAAUUUAUUUUGCUUAAUUCCAUUCAUUUCAAAUUUUGUAAUUGUAUAAAUAGCAGGUUAAAACUCCAGAAGUAUUCACUAAUUGUAUUCCCAAAUGAUAUGAAUUGCAUUCUCAAGUAUGUCUUUCUAUGAUGGGACGUUGCAGAAUUGUACUUCUAUUCAAAUGUUCCAAGCUUGUAAAUUUGUAAGACUAUGGCAUGUACACGCCACAUUGCUCAUUAAAACAGUAGACUGAA